UCCCCCACCCUCUCUCUCUCUCUUUCAUUAUUUCAUUUAUUUGUUUUCUGUCACGUUGAAACGUGUCGGAUAAUAUUUCUGAAUCUUCUUCCCAUGAUGUUCCUUCAACCCUGAAAAAUUCCUCUGACAUUCCUCUCCGAUCUCCGGAGCUUGUCUCUUCUCAGUUUUUAUCACACACUGGAAGGUACCAUAUCGCAUUCUUGUCCCUCUCAAUCGUUAAGCAAUCUCGUGAGUGAUAAUUGAACUGGCUCACUCUCUGCUAUGCCUUCAUAUUGUUAUUCUCAAUGUUGGAUUCAAUGGCGGUUGUGUUUAAAACUUGGUUCAGGUUUCACUCUUGUGGGGGGUUUUGCUCAUAACAAUUGAGAUUUGUUUGGAGUAUAGAUUCCCAGAUCAAAUUGUGAGUUUUUUGUGUUGUGUAAUGAAUGAUGUUGUAGGUGAAACCCCUGUGAGGGAAUAAGGGAAGUCACUGUAGAUGGACCGAAGGAGUUGGCUAUGGCGCAGGAAGUCAUCUGAGAAAAGUCCUGGGGAAACGGAGAGUUCUGGUUCAAUAUCAUCUCUCUCAGAAAGGUUUUCUGAUGAUCAGGUAUAUCCGGCCCAAGCUGCUUUAUCACCAGAAGUCACGUCUAAGGCUGUACCAAAUGAAGAAGAAAUUAGUACACCCAAGAAAAGUAAAGAAGUUUCUGACGUGAAGAUUCUUACAGACAAAUUAGCUGCUGCUCUACUAAAUAUUAGUGCCAAAGAAGACUUGGUAAAGCAACAUGCUAAAGUUGCUGAAGAAGCUGUCACAGGGUGGGAGAAGGCUGAAAAUGAAGUGUCAUCUUUAAAACAACAGCUUGAUGCUUCAAGGCAGAAGAACACAGUUCUUGAAGACAGAGUUAGUCAUCUUGAUGGGGCACUCAAAGAGUGCAUGAGGCAGCUUCGACAAGCUAGAGAAGUGCAAGAGCAAAAGAUUGUUGAAGCUGCUGUGAAUAAUUCUCGUGAUUGGGAAUCCAAAAGAUCUGAGCUUGAGGGGAAAGUUGCUGAGCUUGAGGCUCAACUUCAAACAGCUAAAGCAGAUGCUGCUGCAUCAAUUCGUUUUGAUCUUCACCAGAAACUCGAGGUGGUUGAGAAAGAGAAUUCAAGUCUUAAACUUGAGCUAGAAUCUCGACUUGAGGAACUUGAAUUCAGGAUUGUUGAGAGGGAUUUGAGUGCUCAAGCUGCUGAAACAGCUAGCAAGCAACAUUUGGAGUGUGUCAAGAAGGUUGCUAAGCUCGAAGCUGAGUGCCGAAGACUGAAAGCCAUGACUCGAAAAACAGUUUCGGUUAAUGAUCACAGGCCUUUGACUGCUUCUUCAGUCUAUGUUGAGUCCUUCACAGAUAGCAUGUCAGAUAGUGGAGAAAGGCUACUUGCAGUUGAAAGUGAUAUGCAUAAAUUAGGUGGCUGGGAGAUGAAUGAAUGUGAGCCAAACCGUUUUGAUUCAUGGUCAUCUUCUUUAGUUACUGAACUUGAUCAAUUUAAGAAUCCAAAGGCUAAUGGAAAAAAUCAUAUGGUCCCUUCAACUGAGAUCAAUCUCAUGGAUGACUUCCUUGAGAUGGAAAGACUUGCUGCAUUGCCAGAUACAGAAAGUGGAAGAGUAGCAUCAGAUCAAUCCAAUGUUGGUCAGGCAUCAAUGAAAGCUGAAGUGGAAGCUAUGAUUCAAAAGAAUUCUCAAUUGGAAAAGAAGCUAAAGAAAAUGGAAUCUGAGGUAGAAGCCAUGAUUCUAAAUAAUGCUGAAUUGGAGAAGAAGAUGGAGAAAAUGGAUGCAGAUAAACUUGAGGUAGAGAUGGUUUUAACUGAGUGCCAAAUGCAGCUUGAGGCUUCAGAUAGUCGAAUAAGGGAAGCCGAGUUGAAGGUAGCCGAGCUUCAAACUCAGUUAGCCCUUGCAAACAAAUCAAAUCAAGAAGCAAGCGAAGAACUAAAAGCAACCAAAACAAACAAAGAGAUAGUUGAGUCACAACUCAAACUCACUCAAACUGAGGUCGAUGAACUGAUUUCAAAAAUCCAUUCUUUGAAGGAAGAGAUUCAAGAGGAGCGAGCUUUGUCUGCUGAGAAUUCAUUCAAACGCAUAAAGUUGGAGGAUGAGCUUUCGAGAAUGAAGCAUGAAGCUCAAGUUCAGCAAGAUACCGAGAUAUUGCAUAGGCAAGGUGUUAAUAACGAUUUGAAGCUAAAACAGGAAAAGGAACUUGCAUUGGCUGCUAGUAAAUUUUCCGAGUGCCAGAAAACUAUUGCAUCUCUUGGAAAGCAGCUAAGGUCCCUUGCAACUUUGGAAGACUUUCUACUUGAUUCAGACAACCCAAUGGAGUUAACUUGUGAAAUCACACAAGGUCUUCAAAAUGGUGGUGAACAGUUGAAGUUACAUCAUAGUGAUUUGAGCUUGCCCAAAAUAGAUUCUGAGACACCCAUUUCGUUAAACUCAUCUAUUACCAAUGAGAAAAGCCGUAGUGGCUUUGGUAAGUUCAUCCCUAGAAGCAGAAGUGUAAGCAAGACAAGAAGUCACUGAAUAAAGUGGAGAAAAGAUAAGGUUGAGUUGUAAAUUUGGUUUAUUCAUUUUUCUCUUAUGGAUUCGAUGUGUAUGAAUCCUACUUUACGUAUUUACAUAAAUAGCAAUGCUUGAAGAAGUGAAAAUGUUCAAAGCAAAUAUAGUAAAUACAUAUAAAGUCCAAAUUAUU
This is a messenger RNA of Abrus precatorius (Indian licorice), 2687 nucleotides long. RefSeq names its product filament-like plant protein 3. Bases 473 to 2518 code for a protein of 681 amino acids. The transcript is spliced from 5 exons. The record is from RefSeq and is a predicted model, not a curated record. Lineage: Eukaryota; Viridiplantae; Streptophyta; Magnoliopsida; Fabales; Fabaceae.